Messenger RNA from Manduca sexta (tobacco hornworm), 1758 nucleotides. RefSeq names its product myrosinase 1-like. Lineage: Eukaryota; Metazoa; Arthropoda; Insecta; Lepidoptera; Sphingidae. Gene Ontology annotation, molecular function: beta-glucosidase activity. The record is from RefSeq and is a predicted model, not a curated record. Bases 129 to 1688 code for a protein of 519 amino acids. The transcript is spliced from 6 exons. Gene Ontology annotation, biological process: carbohydrate metabolic process.
CUACCGAUAUCACAUCUUAUUAGAUUAUACAAUACACGAUUGACAAUUCAAAAACGUUUGUAGCUAAGCUUCCUGAUAAAUACGGAGAUACGUAUAAUGUUGGUAAAUCAGCAUAAAUAUAUAAACAGAUGAUAUCUAUAUUUUUUCCACAAUAUAGGUUUACGAUGUCACGUUAUAUUAUAUUACUUUUAAGUUUUUAUGCAGCUGUAUGCCACGGUCACAAGUUAAGGCAAAAUGGCAGACAGUUUCCGGAGGGAUUUCUUUUCGGAGCAGCGACCGCGUCCUAUCAAGUAGAAGGCGCGUGGAAUGAGGACGGCAAAAGUGAAAAUAUCUGGGACCACAUGACCCACAAUGACCCGUGUAUCAUCAAAGACUGUUCAAAUGGUGACAUCGCCGCCGACUCCUACCACAAGUACCAACGCGACGUAGAAAUGAUGAGAGAACUGGGCCUUGAUUUUUACAGAUUCUCUAUAUCGUGGUCGCGCAUUAUGCCCACCAGCUUUCCAGACCAGAUUAACCAAGCGGGCGUAGAUUAUUACAAUAAUUUAAUCAAUGAAAUGCUUAAAUACAAUAUUGAGCCAAUGGUAACUCUCUACCACUGGGACUUGCCGCAGAAAUUACAGGAGUUGGGCGGAUGGGCGAACCCUCACAUCGUCGACUGGUACGGAGACUACGCUCGGACUAUGUUCCAGCUUUUCGGCGACAGAGUUAAAUACUGGAUCACAAUAAACGAACCUUAUCAAGUCUGCUACCAAGGAUACGGCGACGUAUUAAAGGCACCGCGAUUGAACUUAAAAGGCAUCGGAGAAUACAUGUGCGGCAAAAACAUACUGUUAGCCCACGCAAGGGCUUACCAUAUUUACGACGAGGAGUUUAGACCCUCACAAGGUGGAAUAAUAUUUAUCUCAUACAGCGCCCAAUGGUACGAACCGGACACUGAAAACGAUAUCGCUGCUGCCGAAGAAGCCAACCAGUUCAUGUGGGCUUAUUACAUACACCCUGUAUAUUCGGAGACUGGUGACUUCCCUCCUAUUAUGAAAGAGAAGGUGGCUGCUAAGAGCGCGGCUCAGGGCUUCGCUCGCUCCAGACUGGUAGAACUGAGCCCAGAAGAGGUUGAGUAUAUCCGAGGCACUUCCGAUAUCUUUGGACUGAACCAUUACGUCAGCUUCUUAGUUUACAGGAAUGAAUCUGUGUAUGGCAGCUAUGAUAUUCCUUCGUUUAGUGACGAUUUGGAAGUUGGUUUAUAUCAGAAAAACGAGUGGCUCAUUGGAGAAUCAGACUUUACAAAGGUGGUACCCUGGGGUUUUUACAAUCUGCUAACUAAAAUAAGAGAAGACUACAAUAACCCAACGAUAUUUAUAACCGAGAAUGGGUUUGCUAGUCGAGGCGGGCUAAACGACGACGAUCGCAUAACUUACUAUAGAUUAUACUUGGACGCAAUGUUGGACGCUAUAGCGGAAGGAUCAGACAUUAGGGCCUACACCACGUGGAGUUUAAUGGAUAAUUACGAAUGGAUGUACGGAUACACGGAACGAUUCGGUUUGUACGAAAUUAACUACAAUGACCCAGAGCGUCCGCGCACUCCGCGCAAGUCCGCCUUCAUGUACAAAGAGAUACUGCGCUCGCGCACCCUGGAUUUCAACUUUGUACCGGAGAUCACAACAAUGACAAUUGACGACGGCCACUGAUUCCUUUGAAAUUGUAAUUUAGUCACAAUGGUGCCGUCGAUAUUAGAAUAAAAAAUACUAUUAAAUAUUU